AAAUGACGGUGUAAAAUGAAUGGUAAUGAAAUUCGUACAGGAGGCUAGAGGGGUCAAUCGACGAAGCUCCGUUGCGGCGUUACUCGGCGUAGUUUUUCUCGGGACCUUCAGGAACGCGUUUCGCGUCACGAUCGACCAGGAUGUCGGACGAGAAGCAGAAACCGGUGAAGAAACAGGACAUAAAAUGGGCGGCGGUGCUUUGGUACAUUCACUUGCACGUCCUCGGUGUAUACGCCAUCUGGCUGAUGAUCACUUCCGCUAAGUGGAUGACCGUGCUCUUUACCUUAUUCAUAACGUCCAUCGGUUGUCUCGGCGUGACAGCUGGUGCCCACAGAUUAUGGGCUCACAGGAGUUACGAAGCAUCCGGACUGCUCAGAUUGUUCCUGACGUUGGCUCACACCCUCGCCGGAGUGGGACCGAUAUACGACUGGGUGCUGUACCACCGGCUUCAUCACAAGUAUUACGGGACCGACAAAGACCCGUACAACCACACGAAAGGAUUCCUUUACAGUCAUUACAUGGGAAACUUCCAGUCGCCGAAGGUCGACUACGAGCAAGCGAAGAUUGACAUCGACAUGCGUGACAUCGAGAACGACGGAUACGUUUGGGCGCAGAAGAAACUGUACUGGCUGAUAUUCGGUAUAUUUGGGUUACUGUUACCGCUGAACGCGCCAUUGGAGUACUGGGACGAGACGAUGGGUCUCACUGUGAUGAUCACCGGUAUCCUACGGUUCGCCAUUACGGUGAACGUCUCCUGGCUGGUGAACAGCGCGUAUCACAUCUGGAACGUCCAUGGGAAUAAGAUUCCACCAGACAGCAUCAGCGUUUUCUUAGUCAGGAAGUCCAAGUCGCUAGCUUACCAUUAUAUGAUCCUGAAGAGCGGCGAAUUCGGCACGUACGACUCUGGUUGCAGCACGUUCUUCAUAAAGAUGUGGUACGAGCUCGGGCUGGUCAACAAUCUGAUCACAACGACCUCCAACGACAUCAGAGAUGUCCUUCAUCAAGUGGCGAGGAAAAAGAUCACCAUGGACGGAGCGUUGAACAAGCUCAAAGAGAUGUCCGAGUACAACAUGAAAAAGAACCGACUAGUGGUCCAAUAAUCGAUCCAUUACCGCCAUCGUGUAGAUUCGUUGAGAAGCUCGGAAAUUUCAGCUUUCACGUCCAUUAACCCCUUGCCUUAUAACAACGAGACAGACACGUGAUGAUAAUUUUAAAGUGGAUUUAAUGAACAUGUAUACUAUUCAAUUUCUUUGAAUCGAAAUGAAAUUCUGUUUCAUUGUUAUUAAUAUUUAAGAUUUAGAGUAAAUGUUACA
Molecule: messenger RNA, 1313 nt
Organism: Dufourea novaeangliae
Lineage: Eukaryota; Metazoa; Arthropoda; Insecta; Hymenoptera; Halictidae
Product: acyl-CoA Delta(11) desaturase
Exons: 6
Coding region: 141-1100 (319 amino acids)
Biological process (GO): unsaturated fatty acid biosynthetic process
Cellular component (GO): endoplasmic reticulum membrane
Molecular function (GO): iron ion binding; stearoyl-CoA 9-desaturase activity
Source: RefSeq, a predicted model, not a curated record